GCUAGCGGCGGCAGGUGCGAUGUGGUGAGGCGGGCAGGGCACGCAGGCAUGGCCGCGCCUCCUCCUCGUCUCGCUCCGGCUCAGCUGCUGCGGGCGGCGGCGGCGCUGCUGUGCCAGCUGGUGGUGGCCGGCUCCACGCUGGAGAUGCUGGGCGGCGGGGGGUACGAGGCGGAACGCGGGCGGGGCGGCGGGCGCUGCCAGCCCAUCGAGAUCCCCAUGUGCCAGGGCAUCGGCUACAACCUGACCCGCAUGCCCAACCUGCUGGGCCACGAGCACCAGGCCGAGGCGGCGCUCAAGCUCCAGGAGUUCGCCCCGCUGGUGGCCUACGGCUGCCACGGCCACCUGCGCUUCUUCCUCUGCUCGCUCUACGCGCCCAUGUGCACCGACCAGGUGUCCAGCAGCAUCCCCGCCUGCCGGCCCAUGUGCGAGCAGGCCCGCCAGCGCUGCGCCCCCAUCAUGGAGCACUUCCACUUUGGCUGGCCCGACUCCCUGGACUGCUCUCGCUUGCCCACCAAGAACGACCCGCACGCCCUCUGCAUGGAGGCCCCCGAGAACGCCACCACGGCCGAGCCCCACCGCGGCCAGGGCAUGCUUCCCGUGGCACCCCGGGCUCGGCCUGCUGCUGGCGAAGGCCGCCCGGGUCCCAGCGCCAUGGGCACUUGCAGCAAUGCCGACAAGUUCCAGUAUGUGGAGAAGAGCCUCUCCUGCGCUCCCCGCUGCUCCCCGGGGGUGGACGUCUACUGGUCACGGCGGGACAAGGACUUUGCCUUCAUCUGGAUGGCCGUGUGGGCCACCCUCUGCUUCGUCUCCACCGCCUUCACCGUGCUCACCUUCCUGCUGGACCCUCACCGCUUCCAGUACCCCGAGCGGCCCAUCAUCUUCCUCUCCAUGUGCUACAACGUCUACUCGGUGGCCUUCAUCAUCCGCUCGGUGGCCGGGGCGGAGAACAUCGCCUGCGACCGGGAGAACGGCGAGCUGUACAUCAUCCAGGAAGGGCUGGAGAGCACGGGCUGCACCAUCGUCUUCCUCAUCCUCUACUACUUCGGCAUGGCCAGCUCCCUUUGGUGGGUCAUCUUGACCUUGACGUGGUUCUUGGCGGCCGGCAAGAAGUGGGGCCACGAGGCCAUCGAAGCCCACAGCAGCUACUUCCACAUGGCUGCCUGGGGCGUCCCUGCCAUGAAGACCAUCGUCAUCCUCACCAUGAGGAAGGUGGCGGGCGACGAGCUCACGGGGCUGUGCUACGUGGGGAGCAUGGACAUCAAUGCCCUGACGGGCUUCGUUCUCAUCCCGCUCUCUUGCUACCUGGUCAUUGGCACGUCCUUCAUCUUGACGGGCUUCGUCGCCCUCUUCCACAUCCGGAAGAUCAUGAAGACCGGGGGCACCAACACAGAGAAACUGGAGAAGCUCAUGGUGAAGAUCGGAGUCUUCUCCAUCCUGUAUACCGUCCCAGCCACCUGCGUCAUCGUCUGCUACUUCUAUGAGCGGCUGAACAUGGAUUACUGGCACCUUCGGGCCUUGGAGCAUGAAUGCUUAGCCUUCCCUGGCCGGCGCGGCGUGGACUGCUCCUUGGAUUCUUCGGUGCCGACCGUGGCCAUCUUCAUGCUCAAGAUUUUCAUGUCCUUGGUGGUGGGCAUCACCAGCGGGGUCUGGGUGUGGAGUUCCAAGACCCUGCAGACCUGGCAGAGCUUGUGCAAUAGGAAACUGGGGGUGAGGACUAGGGGGAAGCCGUGCAGCGGGGUGACCUGCCCUGGGGCGCACUGUCAUUACAAAGCUCCGACAGUUAUGCUGCAUAUGACCAAGACAGACCCUUACCUGGACAACCCGACUCAUGUCUGAAAGCAGGCCAAAUCCCUACAAGAGUCAUCUCCCAGGUGCAAGGGAACGUCUCCACUGCUGGGAAUUUCUGAUUCUAGCAGGUUUAAACAAAAGCAAGCAAGGGAAUAACGGGAACCGAGGAUGGGAGGCGAUAGAAAGGUUUCAUGGGUCGCUGUAUGUGUGCACCUGGGUCAGGCGGGGGUGGGGGAGCGCUUUAUCUUGACUUUGUCUCGGGGAGGCCAAAGAGGAUGCUUAGCAGAGAGACAUCACCCUUCUGCGCUCGCCCUGCCUCCUCCUUCUGUUAAAUGUAGCUGUUCUUUUCCUAACCGCGUUGUCGUCGUCGUCGUCGUUUUGGGUGUCCCUGUUGCCAAAAUCUCAGUAAUUUUUCUAAUGUUUUACGAUGGAGGUGAGAAGGGAGAGGAUUUGUCCAAGUUUAUUUAAUUCUGUAAUUUAUUUUAGAUUUUUUUUUUUUAAAAAAGAAAGAAAAUCAUUAGCUGAAAGAAAUGGAAAAGGAACCAAAAAUAUCCCAAUAAAUCCUGGCUGUGUUAUUUCAA
This is a messenger RNA of Heteronotia binoei (common prickly gecko), 2369 nucleotides long. It is a transcript of the gene FZD9, whose product is annotated as frizzled class receptor 9. Lineage: Eukaryota; Metazoa; Chordata; Lepidosauria; Squamata; Gekkonidae. Gene Ontology annotation, molecular function: Wnt receptor activity; Wnt-protein binding. Gene Ontology annotation, biological process: canonical Wnt signaling pathway; non-canonical Wnt signaling pathway. The transcript has a single exon. The coding region runs from base 49 to 1836 and encodes 595 amino acids. The record is from RefSeq and is a predicted model, not a curated record. Gene Ontology annotation, cellular component: plasma membrane.